Messenger RNA from Pleuronectes platessa (European plaice), 948 nucleotides. It is a transcript of the gene tac3b, whose product is annotated as tachykinin precursor 3b. NCBI's taxonomy places the organism in Eukaryota, Metazoa, Chordata, Actinopteri, Pleuronectiformes, Pleuronectidae. The record is from RefSeq and is a predicted model, not a curated record. The coding region runs from base 1 to 345 and encodes 114 amino acids. The transcript is spliced from 6 exons.
AUGGAGAGAACUCCAAUCUGCUGCACUUUUGCUUCACUGGUCGCUUUGCUCGUCCUCCUCUUCCUUCCUGUGAGGUCUUGGUGUAAAGAAGAGAACUAUAGAUCCCUGUCAGAGGCUAACACAGAGUGCUGUCAGGAUGUGGACAUAAGGAGGUUUGAUGACAUCGAUUACGACAGCUUUGUGAGUCUGAUGGGAAGGAGAAGUACUGCUCAAACAACCAGACACAGAAAUGCCCCAAUGUCAAGAAAAAGACAAAUGGAUGACAUCCUGGCUGAUCUGCUGUGGCGGAGGGCAAGACAGGAAUGUGUGUGUACACAGAAGUCUUUACAGAGGGGCAGAGGCUGAUUCUUCAAUCCUGAGAGGCAGAGGUUACAACUCCCCAGAAUGAAGAUGACGCAGCUCCACCAUUUCAACUUCAGUCUCUCACACUGCGGACAACAGCUACUGUAUAAUAAGAGUAUUAUGUUAUAUAAACAAAAAAUCAUGUUAACCACCUACACUAAAAAAUGUAAAAUAAGACAAGAUGUACAAUAAAAUAUGCAUUUAUUUAUAGUGAUUUAAGAACCAUUCACAGAAACAUACCCUGCCCACGUGUGCUCAACCACUCACAUAAGUAAAGACAAGACACAAACACUGUCUGUUCAGACGUCAAUAUAAACAUAGACAUUUAAAAUAUAAAUACUUUACUGUACAACUUUACCCUUUGAUCAAAUUGUUGCAGGAGACAGCCCCAAUAAGAUGGGGCAGUUAUCAACGAGUUGCUAGGGCAAGUGUUGGUGAUGCAAAAACACUGUCAAAAUCAGUCCAAAACUUUUUAUUUCACUUGGAAACAGGGGUGAACAGAAUUUUUGGAACCCGACCGAUAUAUUGGUUGGAUGGAAAUAUUGCGCAUAUGAGCCUUUUGUGGACAUAUCUGUAUUGGCAUUUAAAAACGUGUUUAUGAUGUAU